AUGACUGGCCAUUACGACCUGAGAUCGCAGGGCCAAGAGCCGAGCCCGUAUGCGACCUUGCCAGGCACCUCACCAGCAGGCUUCGUGCAACAUAACAUGACGGCCAUGAAAUCCAACUUGGCACCCGGCAGGGAAAUUGCUGGCUGCAAUCCGAGCCGAUGGGUUUACGAGCUGUUGAACAACAAUUUCACCGUCUGCGACCUGUUCGAGCGAGCCCGACACGCCAAGCUGCAGAGCACAUAUACAUGGGAUCAUCCUCACAAGCUGGUGAUGAAUGGAAACCAAAGCUUCUCCACACCUUCGUCUCGGAUACUGUCAUCGAUAUGCCUCGACUGCCACUUCCACUUUGUCUUCAAGAUGACCUGGGAUGUAACCCACAACUAUGGGCUGUGCGACCAAAACCAGUCGUCUUGGCCCCUCCGCGACAAUCAAUUUCCGUGGCAUCACUUGGUAUGGGUGGGAUCUGCAUCAGACCAAGACAUAGCCCAAGAUAAUACCAAGCACUGCCCUCUGCUGGCCCGAGAGCACUUUGUAUGCUCUGCUCCUCCAUGCACCUUUCAGGUCACUCUGGAAGUCUCGGAACCGAGAAUGCCACAGGCCUGGGUGAAGUUAUUGUUGGACCGGGAGGCUAUCUGCGAGCAGCUUAGGGUGGCCAAAGAGCAAGAACCAAGCCGAUAUGAAGGCGCAACCGACGAGUGGGCAUAUCAGGCCACCCUGAAUUUGAACACGUAUCUUAAGAACUUGCUAGAAAGCAGCCCAGAGGACGCAAGAAGCAUAUCAAAAAGGAAUAAGCGGUUUGCCGUUCUAUUCGGCCCCCGGUGCUUUGACAUGUUUCGCCAGUUGGAAUUCACGGAGAAAGUGGACGUCAGAGAUGGCGUUGACGAAGGUUCCUUUACGCCAUCACCGCCUCCCCCUGCUGGUGGGCCGACCGGCGUGACUGAAAUAGGAACCUAUCGAUCCUACUUGGAGGAUGUGCGUGCCGAAGUGCAAUGUCUGAUUCACAAGGCAGGCCAGGCAGCAGAAAAGCCCACAAUCAUCACGCCAGUCUUGCACGCGGACUUGGGCUGCCAGGAAGUGCCAAAUGCUGCAACCAAUGCGUUGGUCAACGUUGAGCGGUAUAAACUGAUCGGAGUGCUUCCUAAUCAAUCCCGAGAAGCUGUAGUCAACGCUUAUAAACGCCAAUGGGACCUGUUACCCAACCGCAGAAGGGCCUUGGUGGACGCCAUUAUGGGCAUUGCAAACGAUACUGGCGACGAAUUGCUUUCAGACUAUGCCAUUACUCAAUCCUCGGUAUUCGAUAACCAAGCACACAUACCCGCGACUAACGAUGACGACGGCCUCGUUCCUCAAGCACUCAAUUUCUUAAGUCUGCAGCCGCCCAACAACUACAGCGCGGAUUCUUUGAUUCAAGCAUUCAGACAGAAGCUUGCGCGGGACCCGGCAGAUGCUACGACGGCAAGAUCUAUGCUGCUCCUCAUUGCUCAGAACUCUAACGACGAUAUAUACCAAGCACAGUUGUUAAUGGAGGCUGAUGCGAAGAUGUCCCUGGAAACUAGCAGAACAAUCUUAGACCUCAAGAACACAGACGCACCUUGGGAAACUGUUUAUGAAGCAACGAAGAAGAAGAUUGAAGCAAGCAAGAGCAAAGAAGCCACACAAGUUUACCUAGACGCCUUAGAAGCAAUUGCAGAUCAUACUUCUUCACCCGCACUCAAACAAGCCGCAAUGGAACUUCGACAAGAAAAUGGAAUAUAUGGCGUCAAAGCUAAGGACGAUAAUGCACCAGUCAACUAUGCCCUGCCGGUUGGGUUACACAAUAUUGGGAAUACUUGCUAUCUGAACAGUUUGUUGCAAUAUCUCUUUACAGUCAAGCCAGUUCGAGACAUCGUCUUGAAUUAUGACGAUGUCAAGCUGGCCCUUGACGACGAAAGCAUUAAAUCUCGACUUCUUGGCGGCAACAAGAUGCAGAUGGAUCGUGGCGAGGCUGUCGUCGCACAGGCGUUUGCAAAGGAGCUAUCUGAGCUCUUCCAAAAUCUCAAAGCCGCAAAACAAUCCGCAACUAAACCAUCUCAGCGCUUAGCUAAUGCUGUGUUGUUAUCAACACAUACUCUGCUUCAUAAUCCCAAACAGUCAUCUGAACAGCCCAUCGGGCCGCAACCUCCACCUUUGCCUGCUCGGCCAUCCCCAGCGCCACCAGCUCAGGCUGCGGAGGACGUUGACAUGGCUAAUGUCAGUGUAACAGAUGUCCCAGAUGUCUCAGAGAUGGCCAGCACUUCUAGUUCGAGGACACUUGUCGACCAAGAGGACGCACGUUCGGAUCAUUCGUAUGAGAAGGUAGAAACGGUCCAAGGCUCUGGUCAACCGGCUGGUGUUACGGAUGUCACAACUAGCAAGGACAAUAACACGCAGGAAGCGGACAAGUCCACCGAAAUUCCUACACAAGCUAAAGACACAGAAGCAGCGAUCGCUGUCCCCAAGGACGCUGUGGGGGGUAGCCAAGACGUAGAUAUGGCAGAUGCAGUUGAGCCUGAAACUGUUGAUCAGAAAGUUCUGAAUGCUCUUGAGCAUCAGAAGCGGUCAUCCGGCACUGACCAGCAAGACGUUGAAGAAGUCAUGGGCAGUAUCAUCAAUCGCCUACAAGCUGCAAUCCAGCCCACAUCGGUGGACCAGAAGACCGGCAUCCAGCUUGAAAAUAUUAUGGAGACUUUUUUCGUGACGACAGUCAACUACACCAAGAAGUUUGACGAAAACAAAUACCAGUCGGAAAUCAGCUUCGAUCGUUCCAUCACCGCAUUUCCCGCCCCGGAUGGGCCAUGUUCGCUAUAUGACGCACUGGGCCGCAACUUUGAUCAGCAGAUCCUGGAGGAGAGCAAGCUCUCGAGGUACACCGCUAUCAAAACUCUGCCUCCGGUGUUGCACAUUCUCAUUCAGCGAUCGCAGUCCAUGGGAAGCAAGAAUGGCAACGCUGUCGUCAUUCCAGAAACUCUUUACUUGGACAGAUAUAUGGAUGCUCCACACGAAUCGCCAGUGUUUCGGCGGCGCGUGGAAGACUGGGCGUUGUCUGAUCGUAUAUCUGACCUUAGGUCACAAAUCGCAAAGGUUGACUCCAACCCGAAUUAUAUAUCAUAUCUGGAGAGGUAUUCGGCGGGAACUCUAGACACAAAUGAGGCGAGUGGAACAACAAACGCGGGCCAGAUUAAUGGCGACGCUCCAGAAAUUGUUUCCGCUCCAGAAGAGAACUGGGACUUUGAUGGUCCCGUGGAGGAAGAUUUCCUGCUUGUGACCCCAUCAACUUCAGCUAGUUCUGAGCAGCCUACAACUCACGAACCAAAGGCGUUAAAUAUCCGGGAAACCGAUAGCACAAUUCGUCAAAUGAUGGAAGCUGAGCUACAACAGCGAGAGCAGACUCUCAAAGAACACCAAGGGAGCCUCGAUGGAACGCCAUACCGUCUUCAUGCCGUCAUUUGCCAUCGAGGACACUUGAUGUCUGGUCACUAUUGGGUAUGGAUACACGACUUUGAGGAGAGUACAUGGAGAUGGUACAAUGAUGCCGACGUCAAAGAGAACAAGAACACUGCGGAAGUUCUCGAGACCCUCAGCACUAGCGGUGAACCGUACUUCUUGUGCUAUGUCCGUGACGGAGACAAGGACGACUACGUCAAUGUCCCAAAACGACAGCCGCCAACACCCCCCUCAGAACCACAGGAUACCCCAGCAUCGGAAAUGGUGACGGACAAGGACGGAGAUAUUGACGCCGUUGCCGAAGUGGUUGCACCCGUGAUCGAAGGAAUCGAGCCAGUGAAUCAAGGAAUUAGCCCGAAGCGUGGCAACGGAAGUGACGAGACUCAAAGGAUGCAGGAGUAG
This is a messenger RNA of Pochonia chlamydosporia 170, 3864 nucleotides long. RefSeq names its product ubiquitin hydrolase. Gene Ontology annotation, biological process: protein deubiquitination. Gene Ontology annotation, cellular component: cytosol; nucleus. Gene Ontology annotation, molecular function: cysteine-type endopeptidase activity; cysteine-type deubiquitinase activity. The coding region runs from base 1 to 3864 and encodes 1287 amino acids. NCBI's taxonomy places the organism in Eukaryota, Fungi, Ascomycota, Sordariomycetes, Hypocreales, Clavicipitaceae. The record is from RefSeq and is a predicted model, not a curated record. The transcript is spliced from 4 exons.